Messenger RNA from Blastocystis hominis, 1146 nucleotides. RefSeq lists its product as hypothetical. Bases 1 to 1146 code for a protein of 381 amino acids. The transcript has 3 exons. NCBI's taxonomy places the organism in Eukaryota, Bigyra, Opalinata, Blastocystidae. Gene Ontology annotation, molecular function: mRNA binding. The record is from RefSeq and is a predicted model, not a curated record. Gene Ontology annotation, cellular component: nucleus; cytoplasm; ribonucleoprotein complex.
AUGCCCAGCAAAGUAUUUGUUGCUAAUCUUCCCAAAGACGUCCGAGAGUCAGAAUUGAAGGACGAAUUUAGUAGAUAUGGAACUGUAAUAGACGUGACUCUCAAGCUCACAGGACACACUCCCUAUGGAUUUGUCGAGUUUGAAGAGGAAUCUGCAGCAGAGGAAGCUGUGAAAGGUAAGAAUGGCUCUGUGUUGGGUGGAUUAUCGUUGCGUGUUGAAGUUGCUAAUGGAAGAGGACCAAAGGGAGAUAGAGGUUCAAAAUACGGUCCUCCCGUACACACCAACUAUCGAGUAGAGGUGACUCACCUUCCCUACCACUGCAGUUGGCAGGAUCUUAAAGAUCAUAUGAGAAAGGAAGGAGAUGUUGGUUAUUGCUCAGUGGAUGGUGGUGUUGGCAUUGUGGAGUAUACAAACUAUGACGAUAUGAUGCGUGCAAUCAAAUACUUGGACGAUUCCAAGUGUUUGAGUCGUGGAGAGAGUAGCUACAUUCACGUCCGCCGUUACCGUGGUCGUAGUCGUAGUCGUAGUCGUAGUCGUAGCCGUUCUCGAAGCAAUCCGCGCUACUCACGAAACACUCGUUCCAGAUCUCGUUCUCGAGAUGUGCGUCGCUCUGACCGAAGAGACUCGCGGGAUCGUUCUCCUCCUAGAAGAGAUUCGAGAGAUCGUUCUCCUCCUAGAAGAGAUUCACGGGAUCGUUCUCCUCCUAGAAGAGAUUCGAGAGAUCGUGCAAGCCCUGAGAGAAGAGACUCCCGGGAUCGUGCAAGCCCUGAGAGAAGAGACUCGAGAGAUCGUUCUCCUGAGAGAAGAGACUCGAGAGAUCGUUCUCCUGAGAGACAAGAUUCGAGAAAUCAUUCCCCUGAGAGACAGGACUCGAGAGACCGCUCUCCUGAGAGAAGAGAUUCCAGAGACCGCUCUCCUGAGAGAAGAGAUUCCAGAGACAACUCCCCUGAAAGAAGAGACUCCAGAGACAACUCCCCUGAGAGACAAGACUCGAGGGAUCACUCCCCUGAAAGAAAAGAUUCAAAAUCGCGUUCUGCUUCCAAAAACUCUCGUUCCCCUUCUCGGUCCCCGGAGAGAGAAUCGCCUGAACGAAGAGAAAGUCCUCGUGAUAGCCGCUCUCCGUCACCAAAUAAGACUAGUGCUUAA